GUAGUGAAACAGUCAAAUACUAGUAGUCACCUUUGUAACUGUAGUUAUGAGAGUACUUGUAGUAGCUGUGUUAGUGGCCCUUUCCGUUGUAUACGUGAGUGGUGAGCCAUGUAAAACCAACCAAGAUUGUGUGAACCACGGAAUUACAACAUGUAGUGGCGGUACUCAUGUUGUCUGUCAUAAUCAACAUUGCGAAUGCCUAAGGACUGAUGUUAUUGGUAAGGCUUGCACACAACAAUCAGAUUGUACAUGUGACCGUGGUCAUCCUCACUGUAUUGACAAUCAUUGCCGCUGUACAAAAUUUUAAACAUAUUGUUAUACCGUUAUAAAAUAGUAAGCUGAAUUAAAAUAAAUGC
Molecule: messenger RNA, 356 nt
Organism: Ruditapes philippinarum (Manila clam)
Lineage: Eukaryota; Metazoa; Mollusca; Bivalvia; Venerida; Veneridae
Product: serine protease inhibitor Cvsi-2-like
Exons: 3
Coding region: 47-307 (86 amino acids)
Source: RefSeq, a predicted model, not a curated record